AUGUCUCUCUUCUCUGGCGUUGCUGUCGUCACAGGCGGCGCUUCCGGUAUCGGCCGUCAGGUCGCCAUCUCCUUCGCCCGCGAGGGGUGCAAGCGCAUCGCCCUCCUUGAUAGGGACGAGGAUGGUGCCCUCGAGACCGCCCGCAUGUGCCGGGAGGCCAACGGCGAGACGCGCACCUAUGUCAUGGAGGUCGACAACCGUAACGAGGAGGAAGUAUCGGCGUGCAUGGACAAUGUUGUGGAGGAAUGGGGGCGCAUCGAUUACGCUGUCAACUGUGCUGGAAUGUUCGGUCCACUGGCGCCAUCGCAUCUCUUGACGGCAGCAGAGUUCGACGAGAUCACUACGAUCAACUACCGCGGGACUUGGCUAUGCUCCCGCGCCGAGCUGACGCACAUGAUCAAGCAGGAGCCGAUGACGACGCACGACGGCAGGCCAGGGAACAGAGGCGUCAUUGUCAACGUUGCGAGCAACCUAAGCUUGGUCAGCCGGUCGGAAACCCCGGCCUACAGUGCUUCUAAAGCAGCUGUGCUGAGCAUGACGAGAAGCGAUGCUGUUGAUUAUGCAAAGUACAACAUCCGUGUCAACUGCGUCUGCCCGGGGAUCAUUGACACUCCGAUGACCAGCGGGGUCACUCCAGACGACCCCAUCAUCGCCGUGGCGCCGAUGAAGAGGAAGGGGACGCCGCAAGAAGUUGCCGACGCUGUCUUGUUCCUCUGCAGCUCCAAGGCAACCUUCAUCCAGGGUGCCUCGCUGUGCGUCGACGGAGGGUACGUGAUCAACUAG
Colletotrichum graminicola M1.001 is the source of this 783-nucleotide messenger RNA. Its product is annotated as short chain dehydrogenase. The record is from RefSeq and is a predicted model, not a curated record. Gene Ontology annotation, molecular function: oxidoreductase activity, acting on the CH-OH group of donors, NAD or NADP as acceptor. NCBI's taxonomy places the organism in Eukaryota, Fungi, Ascomycota, Sordariomycetes, Glomerellales, Glomerellaceae. Bases 1 to 783 code for a protein of 260 amino acids. The transcript is spliced from 6 exons.